This is a messenger RNA of Solea solea (common sole), 1139 nucleotides long. RefSeq names its product UTP23 small subunit processome component (gene utp23). The record is from RefSeq and is a predicted model, not a curated record. Bases 274 to 1038 code for a protein of 254 amino acids. Gene Ontology annotation, molecular function: small ribosomal subunit rRNA binding. Gene Ontology annotation, cellular component: small-subunit processome; nucleolus. Lineage: Eukaryota; Metazoa; Chordata; Actinopteri; Pleuronectiformes; Soleidae. The transcript has 3 exons.
AUUAUUAUUAUUAUCGUUAUUAUAAAUUUAGAAAUGGCUAAAUUCAGCGAUCAUUUUAAAGAUCUUUAAUGGUGUUGGGUGUUGAAACAACCGGAACCAUUGUCAUUGUUCCCGGUCGGACUCUUCAGUAGUACGUACCGCAAGCGUGUUGUGGAUAUGGAGUAAAAGCACGCUGAAUUUGUUAAAGACAGAAACAUCAGAAUCUUUAACGGACGUUUGAAAACGUGACCUGUUUGAAGUGUUUAAGGACCCUGACUUUACUCGCCAACCACCAUGAAGAUCAAGAGACAGAAAAAAGCCAAGAAAACCAUCAACUUCUACAAAUACAACUUCAGCCUCAGAGAACCGUUUCAGAUCCUCAUCGACGGCACGUUCUGUCAGGCGGCGCUGAAGAAUCAGAUCCAGAUUAAAGAGCAGAUGCCAAAGUACCUGAUGGGAGAAGUGCAGCUGUGUACAACACACUGUGCCCUGAAAGAACUAGAGACUCUGGGGAAGGAGCUGUACGGAGCCAAAAUCAUCCUGCAGAAGUUUCAGGUCAGAAACUGUCUACAUUUCAAGAACCCGGUCCCUGCGUCAGAGUGUCUGCUGUCCAUGCUGGAGGAAACAAACCCACACCACUACUUUGUAGCCACACAGGACCACGCGGUGACCAAGGGCCUGAAGAAGAUCCCAGGUUGUCCUCUGCUCUACAUCAUCCUCAACACCAUCGUCCUGGACAAACCCAGCCAGGUGUCUCUGGACCACGUGCAGGCCGUGCAGCUGGGGGAGCUGGUGAGCCCGGCGCAGCAGCAGAGCAUCCGCAGCCUGAAGCAAGAGCAGGGCAUCGCUCAGAGGGAUGGACAGAGACGGAAGAGGAAGAGGAAACAGAGCAACCCCAACCCUCUGAGCUGCCUUAAGAAGAAGAAGAAGAAGGGAGGGCUUCCGACACCACCACAGAAGAAGACAGAGGAGGGGGAGAAGAGGAAAAGAAGUCGACACAAGAAACAAAAGACGGAGGGAGGCGAUAACACGUCUGCUCCUGCAGUUCCAAAUACAUGAUGGCGUCAAGACAAAAGACUUCAGACAUUGAAUUACAUUCACUUCUGUUCUGUCACCCAACCAACAUGAGGUUUACUUCAUAAAGUGCUAUUUAAAAAGUG